Gryllus bimaculatus (two-spotted cricket) is the source of this 6458-nucleotide messenger RNA. NCBI's taxonomy places the organism in Eukaryota, Metazoa, Arthropoda, Insecta, Orthoptera, Gryllidae. The record is from the annotation of a GenBank genome assembly.
UGAUCCCGCAAGAGGAGGAGAUCCAAUCUUAUAUCAACAUUUAUUUUGAUUUUUUGGACAGAACACAUUAAAGAGGUGGGAAAACCUUCCUGAUGAAACAUAUGUAAAUAUUUGUAGUUUUAAUCUUUAUCUUUCUUUCUUUUUUUUAAACUUGUAAUACUGUGAUAUACCAUCAUUAUCAUAUUUGUUACAACGAAUGAUUAGCAGAUAACAUGUGUUGAUGUAUUCAUCCCUUUACAAUUUAGAGCUGAAUCCAUUCUUAAAUAUUUAUGUCAACAAAUUAUGAUUAUCAAUUUUCACGAAAUUAAAAGACCCAGUUUUUCAAAUAUCAAUUUAGUUUUCUAGCUCACUGAGAAAUUCAGGAUUAAAAUAACUUUCAGAAUAAAAUAGUUAUAUGUAAAAACAUAUAUUUAGGAAGAAAGUAGAAAAGAAAGUGUAAUAAUUUCAAUUAAAUUCUGUAAAAAGUUUAUGAAUCUAUAUGUAGGCCGAUGUAUACAAAUAUUUGUUUCAUAUAAAAAUUUUAAUCAAAACAUCUGUGAAUCAGAAAAUUAACAACAAAGUACUUUUCAUUUGGACAUUUCAUUCAAUAUGGACAAGAAUACAACUCAAACUAUGCUGAUUUGAGAAACUGACAAGCAUACAACAAAAUUUUAUUGAAUGAACAAUAGAACACUAACAUAUAUGCACAUUGCCUACAAUGAAAUGCUGAAACAAAACACUGAUUUAUUUUCUUUCUAGAGAGGCAAAACAAUGAUAAAAAUAUUUUCUGACCACCAGCAAAUAAUAAGAAAAGUCUGAAAACUUAAAAAGGUAAUUGUCAUAGGUUUCUUAGGAACUUACAAUUAACUCCAUUAUUGAUCUUGCUAACAACUGCAAAAGUGUUCUAAUAAAUAUAUUAUGCAUUCUUUAUUUCCAUUACAGUCAACUCAUUUGAAGCAGAUAAUUCCAUCUAUUUUAUGAAAAAUAUAUGUACUUGCAAUGGAUAUUUCUAAAAUAUCAACUUUCAUCUAAAAUAAAUACAUUUGCUACAUGUCUCAUCAGCCUUUAUCAUAUGCCUUAAACAUUAUUUUGAAAAUUUGAAUUCUCUGCUACAAAAAUAUUUUCUUAUACUGUAUAAUGUAAGCUAUAAAAAUUUGGUCAAAUUCUAUAACAUCUAAACUACAUAUUUCUCAGUUUAAACAUAAUCACACACCACAUAUAAUUCAUACCAAGGUAUAGAGAGAUCAUCCACCUUCUUGCUUAUUGUAUGUUAGUAUCUCACAAACUUGUUGUUUUAAUUCAUUAACAAACACACAUAUUUGUAAAAAAAAUAUGCAUUCCACAUAUAGGGAGAAUGAAAUGAAUUCUUAAUUAAAAUAUUCUUCUGCAUGUAUAAUUCUUUGUCACACCUCAUGUAAUCCUCUAUGAAAGAUAAGAACUCCUAGUUUAUUUGUCACAAUUUUUGAUCCCUGAGAACUUUUCACAUUUUUCCAGAUGCUAAAAUAAAAAUGGCCAUGUUUUCAUUUAGUGCAGAUAGUUCAUCUAUAAUAUUACAAAUAAUUUAGAAAAGGCAUUCCCUAUUUAAUAAAUAUGCUGAUGACAUAGUAAUAUUUAAAUUUCAAAAAAAUUGAAGUACACAAUAAACAAGGGGGAUUGACAUUUCUAUACCAUUUUAAUUAUAAAAUUCACUUAAAUUAAAAUAUUUAAAUACAUUUCCACCAUAGUUUCCAUAUAAUCUGCUUUGUUACAACACUAAAAAUGCACUAACUCAGCCCCUAAUUUCUGUACCAUCACAAUAAUGAAUGCAGUGCACCCAGAUCACAAGUUUAUCCACAUUUGUUCAUAAUUUACAUCACACACCGUACAUUUAAUUAUUUUAUAAAACUCAUUUGCACCAUCCCUUGACCCUUUAAUCCAAUCAAUGAUGAAGAAAGGACAUGAUUCACAUUCAAAUCUCUCUGAAUGCAAGCAACAAUUAAGAAAACAUUGGAAACAAAGCAUUUAUUUGUGAAGCUUUCAUGAAUAUUAAAUAAAAUUCAAAAUAUGAUCAUUAGUAUUCUAUUUGUCAAGAAAACUGAAAUCAGUUUCACAACAUGUAAGAAAAAUGUAAUAGUGACUAAGAAGACAAUUUACAAUUUGAUCAUAAAUAAAUUAUAAUAAAUAUGUUUAUCAUAACUAUUAUCAACAUAAUUCUCAUACCCAGAGGUGCUGCAUUAACGGUGAGAUCAGGAUAGAUCCACACUUCCCUUCUUCCUGGUCCUCCUGCUUUCUCUACAGGACACAUAGGCCUCACAAAAUGAUGGAUCUAAUAAGAAAUAUUAAUACUAUAUUUUCAUUAGAAAUAUUAUAGAACAGUAGUGUAUAAUGAAUACUGAACAUCAGUGUAAAAAGAAUCUACAAAAUAUUGAAGACUUUCUGUGGGAAAUGGUCAAAUGAUGACUCCUCACAUUGCAAUUUUCUUUUUGCAGGGACAUAUUUAUCACAUGUUUCAUUCAAACUUGCAACAAGAGAAUCUUUCAUAUUGUCACUUAAUAAUCGAUUAUUUUUCCAAACUUUAUUUUGUUGACCUCUUCCAGGCAAUAUUUGCUUCUCUGAAUCUUUUGGUAGCAUUUCAUUGUUAUUACCAGCUGACUUGACAGACUCUCCAACUUCCUCCUGAGUAAACCUGUUAUCUACAUUAUCUAAGCUAUGAACCCUGCUUUCAUGCUUUUGCAAAAGAAAGUUGCGUGUGAAUGUGGCAUCACACAUUUGGCACUUGAAUGGGCGUUCACCUGUAUGAGUGAGAAUGUGCCGCUUGAGGUCAGUAGACCAGCCAAAUGACUUUGAGCAUACGUGGCACAAAUACUUUCUCUUGGUUGAGGGUUUCUGACAAUUCUUAUUGUCAGAUAUAGAUAAAACUUCAGUUUUCAAAACUUCACUUGCAGAGUCCUCUUUGGGACGAUGAAUUUUCUUUGGCAUUAGUUGUUUCCUAUUUGAUGCUCCUUUCAAAGGCUUUGAAAUGCAUAGCUUGUUAGUAGCACUAACCACUGAUCCUGCAUCUUCUUUCUCUACACCAUCUUCUAAAGUGACCACACAAAAUUUUAAGGGACUGAAAUCCUCUCCUUCACAUUUUUUGGUAACUUCUUUAUUCAAGGGCAGAGCAUUUAUUUUAACAGGAGUGGAUUUUUCUUGCUUGUGAUUCACAGGACAGUUUUUGGAUAUUUCUUCUUUAUAUCCUCGUUUCAGGGCUAACCUUGACACACAAUUUUCCAGUCUUUUCUGAAGAUCAAAUUUUACUAGUGUCAUGUCAUUGGAAAACUUAUGCUUUGCUUUUGCUCUCUGCCCUAUUUCUAGAACCAUAUCAUCUGGAAGCGCAACAUCCUCCACUUUCACACAACUUGUGACACCCAAGUUUCUGGUGACACAAUUCUGACUGUUUGAAGAUUUAAACGAAUCAGAUGAUGAUGUAUUGCUAUAAGAUGUUAUGUCAUUCUGAAGACUACUUACAGGUGGCAGUUUUUCAUUCAAUCUACAACACUGAAUAGCAGACUGACGCAAGACAGUUUCCAGAAUACUUUCCUUCCUUUCUUUUUUCUUUGCUUGUAAUAAUGACAAUUUAAUUUUUUUAUGUGUGGUAGUAUUUCCGCUUUCAUUAUUGAAACUUAGUUCUGUUUCUGUUGCUUGGUCUAUAAUAUGCUCAGCAAAAUGCUUCAAAAGUAAAGAUGCAGAAGUAAAAGAUGUCUUGCAGUCUGCACAUUCCAAAGUUUUGUUUAACCCUAGAACUGAUUGCAUUACAGGGAUUUUACAGAACACAUUUUUUUAAACAAGGGCCAUGGUGAGAAUAGGGUAGAAACUAAUCAAGAAAAUCACAAUCAAUGGAUAAACUUGUCGCCGAUGUAAUUAUUUCUGCGUAUCAGCUCUGUCCGAUGCAAGUAAGGAAGUGCACCAUAGCUUCCCUUUAGUAAUAUUUAGGCCUCACUCUCUCAUCGCGGCACUUGAGCUUUAUUCGAAGAUAUAAACGUUAUUAAGAUGUUAUUCACUUUUAUCACACAUAACAAGCAUGUUUCUUUUCAUGUUUCAAGUUCCACGUUAGCUUUCACAGGUUCACAAGUGUAUGCACAGGUACAAUUGAUAGAGCACUUUAGAAGUCGUCCAGGUUAUGCUAUGGUGCGUUUAUUUUUCAUUGCAACAUGACUGCUAUCUUAAGAACUUCCUUUUCCUUCUGGAAUGAACAUAUUUCGUAUUUUUUACCAUUUGUCUCACAUACUACACUUGCUAAACGUACAAUCUUUCGAGAGAAAAAUUCACGCCCAGAUAAAACCGAUAAAAUAAACUGUGAGUCGACUUCACUUCAACCCUUUUGAUUCGUCAUUGAACACCCGGUCAGUGCCUGGUUCGACUCGAGGCGAGUGGGAGACGACUCGGGGUGGUGGGAGGAUUCAUUGGAGACAGGUGGAGGUCGCUGUAAUUUGACGUAUAGGGAUGAAAGUGUGUGAACUGUCAUUUCCUUAUUAGAUUUGAAUUUGAAUACGGGAGAAAUCAGUGAAGAACCCUUGCAUUUACAGUAGAAUGGCAUGUCAACUGACAGUGCUGUCAACAGUUUAUGUUGUAAAAUGUUAACUAUAUUGUAACACUAUUAUUAACAAGUGAUAAGGUGCAACACAAUUUGUUUUUAAAGACACAUUUUGACGAAUACAUGAAGUGAAGGUAGGCAUUAUGGGUCAGCUUCCGAGCACCGAACACAUCCCAGAAACCAUGGAAAAUGUACAAGGAGAAAUAUUUCGUCAUGCCAGGAUUAUUACAGAAAUUGCCUCUCUCACUUAUGAUGAUUUUCAAAAAUGUAUCAGAGAUUUGAACGUGUUAUCAAAACAAUGCACUGAUCCAAAUGGGAAAUUAUUAGUAUUUGCAGUGAAAAAGGGAACUGAUUCUACAGUGUUGUGGAAAGGCACUGUUAGGAUAGCAUGUGUGAAGAUAGACCCUGUUACAAAACAAAUUGAUACAUACAGACUUCUUAAUUUGAGUGAAUUUUUGAAGGUCUUCAAUACACUACAGUGUCAAUUUACUGCUGCACAGCAGAGUUCUACAAAUGAAAGAGUUCUUCAAGAAAGUAUGUCAAGUAGUACAUUGGCUGGUGGUUAUGAUGCCCAAAACCAAAUGAAGCAGUUGACUGCUACGAUGCUGCUUGAGGAAGUUGAUCAUGUGACAUCACCUCCUGGAGAGAGAUUAAAUGAAUGCUGUAUAUGUUUGGAGCGCAAGCCUGAUAAAAAUCUAUCUAAAUUGGAACCUGCACAACACACCUGCCAUACACCUUACAGACAGCGCAAAGAUAAAGAAAUAAUUAUAAUACUUCAGAGCAAUGGAAUGUAAAUAACAAAACUUGCCCAAUUUGUCGCGAGACUUUGGAUAGUACUGAUGAUACUUGGGUAAUUUCGGAGGCACCCGAAUCACAGGAAAUAAGUCAAGCAAUUUGCAAGUCUUUGUUGGAUUUGGCGUCUCCUGCUCGAUCUCACCGCUAACCUAGUGCCAAAAGAUUGAACACGUGCUAUUUAUUGUCUGUGUACCUCUAUUGUUCCUUCUGGUUCAGAACUUUCUAAUUAAUUCUCUCUAUCUCGACUGACAAUGUAAUAUUGAAGAGAAUGAAGUUCAUGAAGAACUUUCAGUAGUCCACACUGGAUUCAAAUUAGCCAGCAACAUAAUUUUUCAUGUGCAAUUAUGAACAAAUGAGAGUUGGUUUUAUGUAGAAAAUAAAUGUUAAAAUCUAAAGCAGGAUUUAUUGGUAAAUUACUUAUUUUAAAAAGUGUAUCAUAAUAAAUUUGUACAUUGUGCUAUCAAAUCUUUUGUAUAUGCAGCAACCUUUAUUACUGGAUUUUAAUGUUCAAUGUAUAUGUUCCAAAAAUGAAAUAAUUUUGUAAUCCUGUGUACAGAACAAAAUGUAAGAAGAAUUUUAGGGUAAGAAUUAUGUUCUCUCUUGUAAAUAAAUGAAAUUGAGAUAAAUCCAUUGUUCAUUUAAUCUAAUAUAUAGAAAUAUUUUUCUACAAGCUAAAGCAUAAAUACUGUAAAACUCCUCUUUUACACUCUUCAAGGGUCCAAGAAAAAAUUGUGUACAAUACUAGAAGAGUAAUAUGGAGGAUAUUGUGUUACUUAUAUAAUGCAUAAUAUUAAUUCUGUAAUUAUAAUAAUAACUUUUAAUGAGAAAGGAUAGGGUUCCUUUGGACAUAUGCUUAAAAAUACACCAAUUCUACAUCUUUUUAAUAUACCCGAAGACAAAGGCACUUUCGUUAAAACCAUUUUAUAAUCAAAUGAAUACUAAAACGUUUUUUAAAAACCAUCCACAUGAAAUGAACUUGUGAUUGCAUCUAGUAACAAUGUUAAAAGUAAUAGAAACAAAAUACAUAGCAAGCAAGCUUCUGGGAAGGGCAAUACCACGGACAUAAUGGCAAAUAACAAAAAUUACAAUGUUUAAGCUAAAAAAAGUUUUUGGAAAUAUAUUUUUUAAAAAA